Xiphias gladius (swordfish) is the source of this 4440-nucleotide messenger RNA. It is a transcript of the gene rin3, whose product is annotated as Ras and Rab interactor 3. Gene Ontology annotation, molecular function: small GTPase binding; guanyl-nucleotide exchange factor activity. NCBI's taxonomy places the organism in Eukaryota, Metazoa, Chordata, Actinopteri, Istiophoriformes, Xiphiidae. The transcript is spliced from 14 exons. Gene Ontology annotation, cellular component: cytosol; endocytic vesicle. The record is from RefSeq and is a predicted model, not a curated record. Gene Ontology annotation, biological process: vesicle-mediated transport. Bases 471 to 3791 code for a protein of 1106 amino acids.
UCUGAGACAUUUUGAGAAUUAAUGGUGUGUGUAACCCUGUUUGAAAAUGCAAAAAAAUAGCAAAAAUUAGAAGAUUUGAUCAAAUCAUUUGGUUUAAUAGUUAACUUCACUGCUCAAAAAAGAGUAACACUAUUAGGAUUAGACCAUCUAUUUUAGAAUAAGAAAGUAUUACAGCAUGAGACAGAAGUACUAAGACCGUAUGUCGUAGACAAAAAAAGACAGAGAUUAGGGGAAGUCUGACCAGAGUGCUCUGCUUCUUCCUGCCUAAAGAUCAGCUCAGGAAGUCCUGGCCGAAAACAGAGGGGAGGGCUGAGACAGAGAAACAUUUUUUCCCUUUGCGUUUUAGUUUUUCCUUAGACAGUCCUGCUCCAAUAAACAGGACGAAGAAAAAGGGGGGCCGAGAGGAGGCGGGGUUUCCGAUGGAGUUGAGAGAGUGACAGAGAGCAGUUGAACACUCAAUCUCUGGAAAUAUGAUGGAAGCCAGCGUUUCCCAGGACACUGGCCAUACAAGCCCUCUGACAGGAGCAGACAAUACUCCAUCCAUCCCCUCAUCUUCUCCCCUCUCUCCACCUUCCCUGCUGUCGCACCUUCCAGCCCGCCCAUGUCGACCCAAACCACUUCCUCCUACAGUAAGGUCCCAGCUCCCCUCUCGACCUCCUCUACCUCCAUCCACUCCUCCAUCCCUCCCUCCUCCUCUCCCUCCUGUCUGUAAACCUCCUCCCCCUGUCUCUUCCAACCCUCCUCCUCUCUCUGUUCCUCCCCCUCUCUCCUCCAACCAAACUCCCCCAUCUCUCCCACCUCCUCUCUCCCCUACUCCAGUCUCUCCUUCUCCCCUGCUUUCUCUCCAGUCAACUGUCUCCUUUGAUCUUACUCCCUCUUUUACUCCUUGUCCUCCUCCUCUUCCAUUAUCUCCUACAGUCUCAUCCUCCUCCUCCUCACCCCCCCUCCCAUCUUCCCCUGUCAUCCCACCAUUAUCUCCAAGUCCUCCAUUGCUGAGUCUUAUAGAUCGCCUGGUUGGGAGCACCUCGGUAUGGCAGCCUAAAGGACUCAGCCAAGACCAAACUACUAGUAUAAUAGAGAAAGAGUUGGCUGGGGCCUUCCUGGUUCACAGCACAGAGGACAAGGGCAUAAUGCUUUCAGUACGCCUACCUGAUGAACAGGGGGCACCGCUCGUACACAGUCUGAUGGUCAAACAACACAAGACAUUUGUCAACUUAGAUGGUUCCUCUCUGGUUUUUGAUGACAUCUUCAAACUGAUCUCCUUCUACUGUGCCAGCAGGGACAUCCUGACUGUCCCACUGAGGUUACCAUGGGCCAUUACCACGGCAAAUAAGAGAGAGGAGUUGGACGUCAUCUCUUCUAUGGGUGCAGAUUUCUGGACAUCCGAUCUGAACCAGCAGGCAAAGAACCAGGACCUGGUUUUGGAUCAGAACCACAACAGUCUGUAUUUGUAUGUCAACCCAGUGACUGUAGAAAACAGCCCCAACACAGACCUGAACCAGUUGUCUAUCUCCAAACUUGAUAUUGUCACCAAUCAAAACAUCACCGCUUCCCUGCAGAAUGGAGACACCCCGCAGAAGGUUAGCCCAGAGGACAAAGAUCAGACUAAGACCACACCCAACCAGGAGAUUAAAUACAAGCGCCCCCCACCCCGACGACCCCCCAGCCUAGGUUCAGGUUCUGGGAUGGGCCUCCUCUUCUCCUCUCCCCCUUCGCUUCACACAUCAUCUGUGACUCCAGCAGCUGUGAGAAAAGAGGAAGGAAGGAGAGGAAGAGGGAAGGGAGAAGAGAGGAAGUCAAUGUUAACAUCACCUUCUCCGUUGAGGCCUCCUGUCUCCCUGCAGAUCCGAGCCACUCCCCCUCUGCCUCCUGCUCCUCUUCGUCGCACCUCCUCCAGGAAAAGCACUGACCGAGAAGUAGGAGAGGAGACGGAUCAAAAGAAAGGACAAAUUCCAGCAAAGAAAACUGAGAAAAAGGGGGGAGGAGAUAGAGGAGAGGAGAAAACAGGAAGUAAAUCAGGUCUGCUGGGCGGGGAGCUUGAACAAGAGAACAGCAUCCAAAAUCAGGAGGAGGUUAAAAAGGACAGAGAAAAGAGAGAGAAAGAGGAUGAAAAUGAGGAAAAAGAGGUGAAAAUGGAUAAAGAGGAGGACAAACAAAAAUCCAGUUCCCAGUGUCUGUCAUUUGUGAAGAAACCAUCCCGUCCAGUCCCUCCACCGAGGAGGAAACCAUGUUCCCCAUACACACCUGUGUGCCCCAACCAGGCUGGGACAGGAUCAGCAAGUCAGAGUGCUGGGAUGAGAGUCCCUCCUUCCUCGCCAGCGCGGCAGACAGAUGUGUCGCUGUACUCGCCACAAGGGGAUGCUGCGCUGGUAACCGACCCUGACUCCUGCUCUACCAGCAGCACAGAAGAAGAAGGAGAGCUGAACCAGGAACAGGAGCAAAAUCACAAUCGCCCUGCAAAGAGCCGUAGUCCCAAGGCAGCAGUGAGGAGAACCUCCACCACCGUUAUGUUGGACCGAGCCCGCUACCGCCUGUCCACCGUCCUCACUGGCCUCAUCAGCCACGAUCGCCGCCUCUCACAGCGCAUAGUAGAGCUGGCCAGAGACCCUCUGAGCUACUUUGGUAACCUGCUAAAGGAGCACCGGGAUUUCACCUUGGAGACCAUGUCAAACCACUCCUCCUCCACUGAGCUGUUACAAGAGAUCAGACAGAUGAUGACUCAACUGAAGAGUUACCUACUGCAGAGUGCAGAACUGCAAGCCAUGCUGGAACCACAACAUCAGUAUGUACAAGACAAACUAGAGAGCAUAGUAGAAGCUGCUCUGUGUAAGAGUGUACUGAAGCCACUAAGGGAGCAAAUUUACCAGACUCUGGAGAAACUGCACACCAACGACAGCAGCCUGAAACAACUGACACAGAACCAGUCUGUUGUCCUAGGAAGCACCACCACAGCAUUAGGAGUAACCACUGCUGUCCCUGAGGCCUCUGCUAUGGAGAAGAUAAGUAUCAAACUGAACAACCUCCAUCUGGAAUAUUCUCCUCAAAAAAAGAUUGAGCAUCUGUUGAAGGCCUGCAAGAUCAUCUAUGACUCCAUGUCUAUCAGCUGUCCAGGGCGAGCCCAUGGCGCUGAUGACUUCCUGCCUGUAAUGAUGUACGUACUGGCUAGAUCCAAUCUGUCCUCCUUGCAGCUGGAUGUUGAAUAUAUGAUGGAGUUGAUGGACCCAUCACUAACAAUGGGAGAAGGUUCCUAUUAUCUGACCACCACCUAUGGGGCUCUGGAGCACAUUAAGGCUUUUGACCAGCAGAGGUCAGCAACAAGGCAGCUUAGCAGAGAGGUUCAGGACUCCAUCCACCGCUGGGAGAGACGACGCACACUCAACCAGGAGCGCAUGGUCCAAGGAUCAGUUCGGGACUUUCUGACAGUGUGUUGUCCUGAGAUUGGAAGCAACCCAAAAACUCUGGGUGUCCUCCCCACCACAACAAUUGAACAACUGGCUAAGCAGUGUGCUGCACGCUUUGAAAAAGACUCCUACACACUCAGUGUGUGCAUGGAUGGUGUUCAGAAGUCUCUGCCCUCUACAGAGCUGGCCCUCAGUGUUAAGAACAGCUGCCAACCUGGAGCCUACUGCUUUGUCUAUCACCCUAUCGACCAACCCAAUAAUGAGCCUGGCUGCAGCUUUCCCAGUGACCCACCCCCAGCUCCACCUGCAGAAAGCUUCUUCCCAGCUGACAUAGCAGGUGUCGAUACUGUGGAGCCAGAAGUGGAAGAGGAAAGUCUGAUUAGCUUGUAACUGCUCCAGCAUCACAGUGGCAGCUGCUGUUUCACAAUAGAAUGUGAUGAAACAUGUAUGGUAUGACUCCCUUCUUUUGAAUUAAGUCUCUGACUGGUCAGAUGCCACAUGCUACAUGCAUCACCAAACAGAACAGUGGUGGUCAGCUAAAAUGAGACAACAAAGCGAUAAGACUAAUUUUGUAUCUCAAGAAGAGGUCUAGGACUGCAGGUGGAUGUGGUUUAUAGAAUGUAAAAAUGCAUGUAAUUCUAAAAUGCACAUAUAUGAUCAUGUUUAUAUUGUUUAUACUCUGAUAAUUGAUGCUACUCUAUCUGAUGCACAAGGCUUCUACUUCAAACAAGUGUAGACUGUAAAUUCCUGAUUACUGGGUUCAGGAUUAUAUUAACAGGAUCUGUAAUUGAUCUGUCAUUUAUAUUAAGAAAAGUCCACAGCAUUUAUAUCAAUGUUACUUUGAAAAAUGUGAAAAAUAGCUGAAAAAACAUAUUUUAAGGGGGGGAAAGGUAUGUCUCUCUUUUUUUUUUGUUUUAAAUUUAAAGCACAGAUAUAUUAGCAGCAAUAUGGACCAAAACAUUCAUUUUUAUUCCAAAAUUGCCAGUAAAGAUCAAGAAGUUUCAUUCCACAUUGGUGUUCUAUAUACUGAUACUGACUG